Daldinia caldariorum is the source of this 5335-nucleotide messenger RNA. RefSeq lists its product as uncharacterized. The coding region runs from base 212 to 4879 and encodes 1555 amino acids. The transcript is spliced from 3 exons. The record is from RefSeq and is a predicted model, not a curated record. Lineage: Eukaryota; Fungi; Ascomycota; Sordariomycetes; Xylariales; Hypoxylaceae.
GGUAACUUAGGGCUAUGUGGACCCAUGAGACAAGCCGCAGGGGGGAUCUAAAUACUUUAAGGGUAUCGAGCGUCCCCUCCGCUCAAGUAGGAAUUGGUUGCGAACAAUGGAAUAAAUCAACAUACCAUGACAUAAAACCUAUUGUUGUCGAGAGACUUUUGUUCCCCCGAAACACGUGUAUUGACAAUAAACGAAACCGCACGUGCCAAAAAUGGCACUGCCGACAUUGCGAACUUCGGUUGGCGCAUCGGGCAUAGCCUCUCCAUCUCCCAUCGAGAAAGCAACAGAUAUAUCCGAGCAAAAAGAAAUUGAAGCAAUCUGGAAAGAUGUCUACAGGAAAGUAGUCGAGCUCGCCGGUGGGGACCCGAGAAGGGUACAGAGCACCCUCGACAUCAACGCUGUUCUCAAGUACGUCGAUGACGUGCAGGCCUCAGGCAAAAAGAAGUCCGAGAAGUAUGGAACGUUCAAGACCGUAGUCCAUAAAACCUUGCAAUGUAUAAACCAUGUGGGGGGAAUAGUUACCAGUGGUCUCUCAACCGUCUUUGCCCCAGCGGGGAUGUGCUACAACGCACUCACAUUCGUCAUCCAAGCAUGGCAGGGUUAUGAAGGUAUUUUCGAUAAUCUCGCUGAGCUGCUUGAGAAAUGUACAGAAUUCCUCGAACGCCUAGAGUCCUACCAAGGACGGAUGGACAAGAGGCUUACACUUGUCGCGGUCCAAAAUCUCCAACUGUUCGUCGAGAUAUGUGAUCGCAUGAUGAGGUUACGCAAGAAGCACAACAAAUUAUUUGCUUUCACAAAACAGUUAUUCUUGAAUGACAACGGUAUCCAAGACUUGCUCAGCUAUAUGGAUCGCCUCAACAGCAAAGAAGCCCUUCUAGUCAAUGCACAGACUUAUAAAAUAGUGAGCGAUAGCGCUGGAGACAUCAAGUUGAUACUCGACGGUCAGAACCAGCAGAAGAAGGAACAAGAUUUGAAGAAAUGGAGGUUAGCCAUUGCAAAGGCGUUGGGCUUUCCUCCCGCGUCAUUGGACAAAGACGGGGAGCCGAUUCCGUCUUGGCAAAAAGCUUUGGACGCUCGCAAGAACAUGCUUGUAGAGGACACUGGCAAGUGGAUUUUAGAAAACGAGGAUUUCUUGGAAUGGACCGACCCAAAAUCCUUCAGAAAACCCGUGAUGGUCUUGGAAGGCAGAAAUGGCUCUGGAAGAACAUCAGCGAUGGCCAAUACUAUGAGGUAUCUGAAGAAGGUAACUCGGGUUGGACCCGCUUCUCGAAUCAUUACUCCUUACUUCUUUGUAGAUACUGACAAGAAGAAAUCCGACGAUGAGGACACAAGUAGUGUUCUGGAGGUGGUUUCGCGAGCAUUGCUUUGGCAGAUUGCGACCUCCUACGAAGCCAUGACCAAAUCCGUAUACAACGCCCUCGAGCGAACCUCUGAAUUUGAUAGUUCGCUUGAACUCUGGCAACAGCUGUUCAUUACCAACAAGGAGCUUAUGAACCCGGAUACAGUAGUCUUCAUUUUUAUCGACAAUUUCGACAAGACUCUUGUUCCGCUUCUCGAGAAGCUAACCUCCGAAUCCGCGUGGAAGAAAACUCGCGUCUUCUUGACUGCUCAACCGCAAACGGUCUCAGAAUGGCUCGAGAAAGAGCAGAGGGUCGAGUACAGUGUAAUCCCAAUUUCCGAAAAUAACAGUGACGACAUUGAAAAGUAUAUCAUAUCUCGAAUGGACAAUAUGCCUAUCCUCAAAAAUACUAGCCGCCCAGGAAUUUCUGAGUGGCGAGAUAUGAUCCUAAGGACGUUGCGCUUCAAGUGUGCUGGCGAUUAUUUCAAGCUAAACACAAGUCUCCACGCCCUUUCAAAGGUCGACCUGAUUGAUGAUAUCAACGAGGUACUUGCGGACGCCGAUAGGACACGCGUUGACCAGGUAGAUGCUGAGAUUCGACGCCUCAAUAAUUCUCGCACUGUUAAAGAGAUCCAAGAAAUGAACGAGAUUAUCCUUUGGAUAGAGACUGGUCGGCGCUGGUUCACAACCGAAAUAAUGGAAAACCUCUUGGCCGUAAAAUACUGGAAUAGCUCUGUCGCACAGGCCGGAGGCCGUGUUAUCCCACUUACGCGGCGGAGGACGAAUUCGCCAAAUACCGAGAGCAUUUCUGAGACUGCCCCAACAACUCUUACCAUAUCACUACUCCCUUUUGCUCAAAAGUUAGCAGAGAAAUAUCCGAUAUUCGCUGUAAAGGAUUCAGGGUUCGUCGGUUGGCGCUCUCCAGAGGUUAGAGAUAGAAUUCCGUCAAAAAGUUCCGACCAAAAUGUUGCGCUAGACGUCGCGGCCUCGGGUCCGCAAACAAUUCAGGAGUCUGAAAUCUCCAUUGUUCAGCAUUUCCUCAACAAUGUAUGCCCCCCUGAACUUUAUCAGAGGUUUGAAUUCGAGCAAUUUUUCCAGACGAAGCUCGGCGCGAAGCAUAAAGAGUAUAUCUGUCUUGACCCCGACAACGCGGAGAUCAAAGCUGUUAUAGCCUGCUUGACAAUACUUACGGAGAAAGAGCUGAGGAAUAAUCGUGAUCUCCGUCAGUAUGCGAUCAAUUGGCUAUACAGCCAUAUGAAAGGGGUUGACCUCUCGGCUGCCGAUCGGGAACUAAAGGCUCAAGCUGGCCCGCUUCUUGUUAAGCUCUUUACAGAGGAAUGUGGAAUUGACUCCUUAUUCUGGCCUUUUGAGUUAGAUGUGAGCAAACAAACUUGGGAAGACGACGAGUGCCGUGACAUUCGCCAGGCUCGAAUCGAAUGGCUUUAUUCUACAAACGGCCUCCGAGAGGUUUCUCUCUGGCUGCAUGAUUCUUCAGUGACGAAGCGCAUUACCACUGACGCAGGUGCUUCAUUUGUCGCACAAGUGAAGGCCUCUACCAAUCUACACAAGACAGUACUCUCCUUUGCUGCCAAGCAUAUGGCAGACCACCUAUUCCGUGGUGUGGAAUUCCUCCCUCGCCAAUUCUUUUGUGCAAGCUGUUUUAUCCGCGGGUAUUUAUCACGGCUUGACCCAGAAAGGUCAUCCCAGAUGCUAAAUGACUCAUUUGAAUAUACCGGAGUAAACAACUCGGAGAUUUUGGAGAAGUUCGAAAGCUGGCAAUUCCCACUUGAGCAGGUGAAUGAGAUUGAGGAGUUCGCAGCAGCAGUACUUGAAAAGUCGCCGGAAGAGGAAUCAAGCUGGGAGAUCCACGGUUCACUUAUUGUAUUUCAACUAUGCGGUUCCGAAGAUGGCGCCGUUGAGAUUUAUCGAUCGCGUGCACAGAAGGCCGUUGAUCUUAAUCCCCGGAAUUGGCACGCGGUCCACUUCAUCGCCAAGCAACGCAGCACUAGCAAUGAGGAAGCAGUGAAGCUGCUAUCGCAGGCUAAACAAGAAAUCGACGAGCUUCGCAGCGGAAACCCGGAUUGGAUCAGGGAUGCUUCUAACUCAGCGCUGCUUGCACGCAUCACAUUAGACCUAGGAGACCGCCUGUGGGACGCGUCUCAAGACUAUCAGCUCGCUGCACGUACACACAGAGAGAGUCUCGAGUACGAGUACGUCCGUUUCACAGCCUAUACAGGAGUGCUUGCUCGUUACCAGGAACACGGGGCAUUCCCCGAGUUCAUUGCAUUUAUCGAGACUUUGAACAAAACUAGCCAGAUUUGGGCCGAGUAUUUCGACGAGUUGGUUCACCAUUUCGUCUAUGAGUUGACAAUUGUUUCCCAACCUAACAAAUUAGCCCAAGCUGCGAACGAAACCAAUCGUUGGGACGUUAUCGAAGCACUUUUCACUUUAGCGCUAGAUAUGGGCAUAAAACGAGACAAUCAUGACCUCCUAUUCCUUCUCCGGUACGGCUUUGCUAAGACAUUCGCAGAGGCCGCAGACGGAUCACAGGAAGAUAAAGUCAUUGUCAUCCAGGAGGAAGCUCUUGCGGAUGUCAAGUCUCAUCCUAGUGACGAGCUGUCUCGGUCUGAAAUUGACGACAUGAGCAAUUCCCUCGCCGAGAGCUACUUGCGUAAAGCAUUUCAGCCAGGCCUGGUCGUUGAUAAGAUUGACUUUUAUGGCGCUCGCAUCGCCGACUUGCUACCAGACGUCACGGACGAUAGGAUAGAUAUCUGGUCGAAUAACGUCAAGAUAUGUUGCUUGAUACGAUACCAUCAUAAGCGCAGUAGUAAUUCGAAGCUUGCCAAGGAAUGGAUCCGAAGAAUAGUGCGAACAUGCGUCGAGCUGCUCUCGGAUGACGACGUGGACAACGAUGGAAUGGCCUUCUGGCUGCUGGAUCGUUUACUGACCACUGUCGAGGAUGCCAGGCAUACCCAAAUUGUGUCGCACAUGCAAAAUGCGACGCAGAAUUAUGCGUUGACUAUGUGGCAAGAUUGGACGAUCAAUUCUGUCAAUACACCGGCUAUCACAAUAGCAAACGGUGACUCGAACUCUAAGGCUCAUGACACUGUGCUUCAAAAGAGCAAGAAUGCGGUGCACGACCCACUCACGCCGUCGAAAGUUGGCGAUGACGAGGUUAUUGAAGCUUUCGAGAAGCCGGCUGCGUACCUCUCGUGUGAUGGCUGCGACAAGCAGUGGAUGGUAGCGGAUGAGCCGCUGUACAUGUGUGCAGAUUGCCUGGGGCAAACGCAUUUCGAUAGAGAAUGCUACGAGCGGCAUAAAAAGGGCGAGCUGAAGAAGAAGGGGUUAAGGUGCAUGAAGGUGCACGCCUUCAUCGAAGUGCCUGGUUUCGAUGCGAGGUUGUAUGAAGACAUACCAAAGGGUUCGGUGCCUCUACCGGAUGCCAAGCCUGGAGAGAAGCUAUGGAUAUCUCUUGGUGAGUGGAAAGAUGAGCUAACGAAGCUGUAUUUAGACGGUGGUACUGUUGAAGUAAAGGCGUAGACGGUGGUCUAAGCAGGACUUGGUUUAAGGCUAAUGUGUUUACGAUGAAGACAUACUGGCGAAAGAGAUGACGAUGGGUGGGUUGGGAUAUGAGAGAAAUACUGUUUACAGGUAGUUGAUGAGUUAUGAGAGAAGAGAACAAGCCAGGUUAGGCUGUGUAAAGAUAUCAGGUAUAUCAAACUCUAUAUUUUUCUUUGGCGCUUGAAAGAAUGCCUAUGAUAUAUUGUUGUAGGUUGCAAGGUUUGCAAGAACGCGGAGUCUCUGCCCAGAUUAAGUAGUACAAUGCAUACAGUGCCGUAGAAGGUGCCUAUCUGGUGUAUUUACCCGGUAGGUACAGUGGACUUGUGUAAGCAUUUUAGCAAUUUACACUGUACAGUAGUGUAAACCGUACAAUACCUAAAAAUACAACCCAAUAAACUUCCCCUUGAAGCCUUUCUACGGUUACGGUUCCUGUAU